AUGAUGGCGGAGGAAGAAAAGGAUGGUGAAGUAAACAGUCCAGAAAAUGAAGCAUUAUUUUACUUCGAAGAAGCAUUAAAAUUUGAAAUGAAGUCAAGCACUCCAAAUCAAAGCAAAAUUGGUACUCUUUAUAAGAAUAUUGGCUUGAUCUACAGGAAACAAAAGAUUACCAGACGUUUGGGCGCAACGACAUUUGGGCGCAUGUAG
Molecule: messenger RNA, 207 nt
Organism: Didymodactylos carnosus
Lineage: Eukaryota; Metazoa; Rotifera; Eurotatoria; Philodinida; Philodinidae
Source: the annotation of a GenBank genome assembly